AUGGUGAAACAGACAAUACAGAUAUUUGCUCGCAUUAAACCCACUAAGAAAACUACGACGGUGUACUCUGUGGACAAUGAGGAGCAGACAGGUGCUGCUCUGGAGUUCGUGGUGCCUAGGGACCUGGCUGACGGCUUUGUUAACAACAAGAGGGAGUGCUACAAGUUCAGGUUCCAGAAAGUGUUUGAUCAAGCCGCCAAACAGGAAGACAUAUUUGAAAAGAUUGCUAAACCAGUUGCAGACAGUGUAUUGGCUGGCUUUAAUGGCACCAUUUUUGCCUAUGGCCAGACGGGCAGUGGGAAGACCUUUACCAUCACAGGUGGGGCCGAGCGCUACAGCGACCGUGGAAUUAUUCCUCGCACGCUAUCUUAUAUCUACGAGUGCUUCAGCCAGGACAGCGGUGUGGUUUAUAGCACCCACAUCUCCUACCUGGAGCUCUACAACGAGACCGGAUAUGACCUUCUGGAUUCCCGUCAUGAAGCAUCUCGACUGGAGGAUCUACCAAAAGUAAUGAUCAUGGAGGAUCCGGACCAGAACAUUCAUCUCAGGAACCUGUCGCUGCAGCAGUCGGCAAACGAAGAAGAAGCUCUGAAUUUGCUCUUUCUGGGUGACACCAAUCGUAUGAUUGCAGAGACUCCCAUGAACCAGGCAUCCACACGUUCCCACUGCAUUUUUACCGUGCACUUGUGCAGGCGCGAGCCCGGCUCGGCCACCUUGAGGCGCUCCAAGCUCCACCUGGUGGACCUGGCUGGAUCGGAUAGAGUUAGCAAGACUGGCCUGAAUGGGCAGCUGCUCACUGAGGCCAAGUACAUCAACCUCUCCCUCCACUACUUAGAGCAGGUGAUCAUAGCUUUGUCAGAGAAGCAUCGCACCCAUAUUCCCUACAGGAACUCCAUGCUAACCUCUGUUCUGAGGGACAGCCUUGGGGGCAACUGCAAGACCACCAUGAUCGCCACAAUGGCAGUUGACAAGAGGAACCUUGAUGAGUCCAUCUCUACGUGUCGCUUUGCACAGCGCGUAGCUGUCAUCAAGAAUGAGGCGAUACUAAAUGAAGAACUGGAUCCUACUCUGCUAAUAGUGCGAUUGAAGAGGGAGAUCCAAUCUCUGAAAGAAGAGCUGGUCAUGAUGACAGGAGAGCAGAGAGAUGACCAGCUAACUGUGGAGGAGAUCCAGAAGUUGGAAGACUUAGUCAAGGCCUUUGUGGGUGACCCUGAUCCAGACGUGACACUGUCAUUGGGACCAGACAUGAGAAAAAUCCAGCACUGUUUCUCCCUGCUGAAGAUAAUGAUCCUGGACAAGAAGGGUGGAGGAAACAGGUGUAGUGAUGGACAAGCAUCACCAUCAGCAAUAGCGAAGGAAGGAGAAAUUCAUAACAAUCACCACAGUGCAGCAGAAGUGACCAAAUUAAAGGAGAUGCUGACACAACGUGAUAAUGAGAUCAGUAUCCUGAUUCGGAUGUUGAAGAAAGAGAAAAAAAGGGCCCAGGAUGCUGCUGCACAGCUCGCUAACACCACCAGUGGCCAGGGCCUGACCUCCCAGAGUGCCUCCACUAUAUCACCAGUGCCACUUGUGAGGGAGGGAAGCAAGGACACCAUCUCUGCUGACCGUGAAGGACGAGCUAUACAAUACAUGAAAAAAGGUCCACAGCUGUCCGUGGGAAAGCAGGAGGCCUUUGAAACCUUCAUCAGGGACCAUGAGGACCAUCUGACCAUAGAAGACAAUAAGAGCCUCCUCAAACAGAGGUCAGCUGAGGCCAGAAGACUUGGGGAACAACUGCAUGAAGCCAGAGACAAAAUCAAUGAAUUGAAGAAGCAGUUAGAGUUACGGCGGAGGCAGAGAGCAGCUCAUGGUGUAAUUGAAAAUCACACAGAGGUCAAGGAGGAGCUGGACCCAGUGGAAGAAAACCUGCGUGAACACAUUGAGCAAGGAAAAAAGCUUUACAAGAGCACCGUUGGCCGUCUGAAAGCACUGAGGACAGAGAUUGAGCACCUGCAGCUGUUGCUGGAGAGGGCAAAGGUCAAACUCCAGAAGGACUUCCAUAAGUGGUGGAGCCAGGAGGCUUCCAGUACGCAGGAGUCUGACACGGAGGCUGCAGCCAGAUGUCAAACAAGGUCACCACAUGGAACCUUGCAGCCGUCUUCACCUGGUACUCCAGACUUUGGGCCGCCCGGUCUGAGCAGCACUGUGAGAAACUCCCCAGCAAGCCGAGACCCAGACCCAGACUGUUCCACUUCCUCUGCUCAAGACCCCAGGAACCUUUCAGCCACCACGCUCUCAUCCUCCUCUUUACCACUAACGGGAGACCAGCAGACCGACGCAGACAUCAUGGCCUUUGUCAGAGCCAGGCAAAACCUCCUCAACAGGACAGAGCCCGACAACAUCAUUGAGGGCCCCUUUCUGCUCAAGGGCCACUGA
This is a messenger RNA of Scomber scombrus (Atlantic mackerel), 2415 nucleotides long. RefSeq names its product kinesin family member 6 (gene kif6). Gene Ontology annotation, molecular function: microtubule binding; microtubule motor activity; ATP binding. The transcript is spliced from 22 exons. NCBI's taxonomy places the organism in Eukaryota, Metazoa, Chordata, Actinopteri, Scombriformes, Scombridae. The record is from RefSeq and is a predicted model, not a curated record. Gene Ontology annotation, biological process: mitotic spindle organization; microtubule-based movement. The coding region runs from base 1 to 2415 and encodes 804 amino acids.